AUGUGGUGGAUGCUGUUCCCUCGAUGGAUUUGGUUCGUGCUCGGACACUUUUAUCUUGUGCUGCUUUUUAUGGACAGCUACCGUGUGACAGCCAUGCCUCUGAUGUCCGUGGCAAAGGUGGUGUAUUCUCACGCAGGUAUGUGUCCGAAUGAUCUGAACCCCAACCUGUGGGUGGAUGCAAUGAGCACCUGCACGCGCGAGUGCGAAUCCGACCAGGACUGUGAGGGAUUUGAGAAGUGCUGCCCCAACGUUUGCGGCAACAAGAGCUGCGUUGCGGCACGCUACAUUGACAUCAAGGGCAACAAGGGUCCUAUUGGCAUGCCGAGGGGCGCCACCUGCGACAAGUUCAUGUGCGCUCAACAGGGCUCUGAGUGCGACAUCUGGGACGGCCAGCCUGUUUGUAAGUGCAGAGACCGCUGUGAGAAAGAGCCCCACUUCACCUGUGCAUCUGAUGGCAUGACUUAUUAUAACAAGUGCUACAUGGACGCGGAGGCCUGUUCCAAGGGUAUCUCAAUCUCUGAGGUCACCUGCAGGUAUCACCUGUCCUGGCCCAACACGAGUCCAAUCCCCAUGGAGACCACAUUACAUCCCACUACCGCCCUGCAGACCACCAUCCCAACUGACAUCCAGCUACCCGCCAUCCACAGUGGGCCCACCAGACAGACCGUGUUUGUUGGUGAGACCGCCAGUUUCCUGUGUGAGGUGUCCGGAAAGCCCCAGCCAGAAAUCACCUGGGAGAAACAGCUGAAAGGCAAAGAGAAUGUCAUAAUGAGACCAAAUCACGUGCGAGGUAACGUUGUGGUGACCAACAUCGGCCAGUUGGUUAUAUACAACGUCCAGCUUCAGGACGCCGGCAUCUACACAUGCACAGCCGAAAACGUUGGAGGAAGUGUGUCGUUGCACCUUCCUCUGGUGGUGAUCAGGAGAGAGCAGAAGGGGAAAAACACAGAGGGGAAUAAUACCAACCUGCCUUUCCCAGCUGCAGAGUGCCUUAAGGGUCCUGACACAGACGACUGCGGAGAAGAGAGCAUUAGCUGGUACUACGAACCAAAGAGGAACAAUUGCUUCACCUUUACUUACAGCCAGUGUAACAAAAACCAAAACCACUUUGACAAUUAUGAAGCAUGCAUGCUGUCAUGUGGAGGGGAGCUGGCGGCUCCCUGCAGCCUACCGAGCCUUCAAGGCCCCUGCAAGGCCUACGAGCCCCGCUGGGCGUACAGCAGCAGCCUGAAAACGUGCCAGUCCUUCGUGUUCGGAGGCUGUGGAGGCAACGAGAACAACUUUGAGUCUAAAGAGGCCUGCGAAGAAAUGUGCCCCUUCCCGAAGAACCACAACUGCAAGAUAUGCAAGCCUCGAGGCAAGAUGGUCGCCAGCUUCUGCAAGAGUGACUUUGUGAUCCUCGGGUACGUCUCGGAGCUGACAGAAGAGCAGGAGUCAGGCCACGCUCUGGUGACCGUGGAGGAAAUCUUGAAGGACGAGAAGAUGGGUCUGAGGUUCUUUGGGAAGGAGCCACUGGAAGUGACUCUUCUGAACAUGGACUGGAACUGCCCCUGCCCCAACAUCACCGUCGCCGACGGGCAGCUGAUCAUCAUGGGUGACGUUCACAACGGGAUGGCCGUCCUGCAGCCCGACAGCUUUGUGGGCUCGUCCAGCACUCGCCGAGUCAGGAAGCUGCGCGAAGUUAUCCACAAGAAAACCUGCGAUUUCCUCAAAGAUUUCUCUGCAGUGCAGUGA
Nematolebias whitei (Rio pearlfish) is the source of this 1734-nucleotide messenger RNA. RefSeq names its product info WAP, follistatin/kazal, immunoglobulin, kunitz and netrin domain containing 2a (gene wfikkn2a). The transcript is spliced from 3 exons. Bases 1 to 1734 code for a protein of 577 amino acids. Lineage: Eukaryota; Metazoa; Chordata; Actinopteri; Cyprinodontiformes; Rivulidae. The record is from RefSeq and is a predicted model, not a curated record. Gene Ontology annotation, cellular component: extracellular region. Gene Ontology annotation, molecular function: serine-type endopeptidase inhibitor activity; protein binding.